Molecule: messenger RNA, 1340 nt
Organism: Phyllotreta striolata
Lineage: Eukaryota; Metazoa; Arthropoda; Insecta; Coleoptera; Chrysomelidae
Source: the annotation of a GenBank genome assembly
GUGACUUUAGACCGAUUUGUUUACCUUUACCUGGUGUUUAGCCCUAGAGGAAAACAAGAAAAGUGGGACGGUAAAACAGUUAUUAUUUUGUGAUUAAAAUUUUUAACGAUUCGUUUAAUUAUGUGAUUGUGAAGUGAUUUGGAAUUUGCGCGGAAUCAAAUUGAAUAUGCAGGAGCACAAAUCGUUUUUAAUCAAGGACCUUUUGAGCGAUAUUAUUGCUAGUACGAAUUCGGAUGAAACCUACCAGGAUUCGGACGCCGAUUCGUCUGACUUCAACCGAGGCGAAGAAGACGCCGAUGUGGAGAUGCCAGGAGAGCGCGGAUCGCCGCGUACCGCCUUCGAGAGCGGCGCGACGCCUUCGGCGCCGUUCCACGGCGGCGGCGAGCCGUCGGACGGCGGCAAGAACCGGAAGCCGCGCCGCCGUCGGACGGCGUUCACGCACGCGCAGCUGGCCUAUCUGGAGCGGAAGUUCCGCUGCCAGAAGUACCUCUCGGUUGCCGACAGGAGCGACGUCGCCGACGCUUUGAAUCUGAGCGAGACCCAGGUGAAGACCUGGUAUCAAAACAGAAGGACGAAAUGGAAGCGGCAGAACCAGCUGCGCCUGGAGCAGCUUCGGCACCAAGCUUCGGUGGAGAAAGAGCUGCUCAGCAGCGCGGCGAUGCGAAAAUCGGCCGGAGAGGCGGCUAGCUGUUGUCCCCCUCCGGCGGGGCUUCCCAGGUACACGGCGCAGUCGCCUUGCAGCUUUCUGACGUCCGCAGCUGCGGCUAUUUUCCAUAAUGUUACUUACGUGCAUGGGUGUCAGCUGUAGGAAUUAUUCGGUUUAUUCGUUGGGCUGGUGUUGAUUGUACUUUUUGAUUGAUUUGGGUGGAGUUGUUAUUAAUGCACAGAUGAAUUUAUGUGAUAGAGAAAUUCUGAAUAAACUAUUCAGAAAGAAAAGAAAAGUCGAUGAUUACUGGUCAAUCUGAUUGGUUAUUUAAUACACAUAUUCAAAAAUGAUCAUAGUUUUAUCUGAGCAAUGAUAAGGUAAUUUUUUUAUUGUCCAACUCUCGAUUAUUUAUUAUUUCUUCUGUUGAUUUUAUUCAAUGGAUAAUUAUUUAGCUGUUGAUAGGUAUUUCUAUUUAUUUAAAAAUAUUGUCGAAUUAUUUCAAUUCUAUAUAUUGUAGAAUUGAUAUAAUAAUUUUGGACUUUAAUGUGUAGUUCAUGUUGUUAUAUUGCAUUAGAUAGUUACAUAGGAUUUCGAAAUUUUCUAAAUUCUCUAAUCGAUACCUAAUAGUCAUUAAUAAUGUAUGUAUAGAAGAAUUCUAGUCAAAAAUGUAUUUUUUGUGCAUACCGCGUACGUG